AUGUGGGCGAAGAUCUUGAUGCAGUCCAAUCUGACCGUUACAGAAACCAAAAACAACCCAGAAGCAGUUCUUGAUGCACUUCAUUAUUAUACAAAUCCGAGUCAGAAUCAACGGUUCAUGGACAUUCGCGACAAAUCUACAAUUCAAGCGCAAUCAAAGCCAUUUUCCACGAGAAGAAGCCUGCCAUCAUCUUCAUCAGAAGACGAAGACGAGUCAGUUCCCCCUCCACAGCCUCCGCCGCGUCCCUUGAGCACAAUGUCAAUCAACACAAAGCGACUGACCGUCGUUGAGCCCAUGGGUUUGGUCGAGGAGGCUUCCACAGAAGAGAAUUCAAAGAGUAGCAACAAAAGCCAAGUGCAAGUGGACGCGAAUGGUGUUGCUCGCCGUGUGCGAUCGUCAAAAAGCAAAAUCUCGGACGAGGAGGUCUACAGUAGACUCCGCAAGAUCGUCUCGGUCGGCGAUCCGGAGCUCAAGUAUAGAAAUUUCAAGAAAAUAGGACAGGGUGCAUCUGGGGUCGUGUACACUGCCGUUGAGACAUCUACUGGUCGCGAAGUGGCGAUAAAGCAAAUGAAUCUCGCCGCGCAACCAAAAAAAGAGCUCAUCAUCAAUGAAAUCAUUGUAAUGAAAAGCCACAAGCACAGAAAUAUUGUCAACUAUCUGGACUCUUUCAUCAAAAACGAUGAGCUCUGGGUUGUGAUGGAAUUCCUCGCUGGUGGAAGCCUAACCGACGUUGUCACAGAAACGUGCAUGGAUGAAGGGCAAAUCGCCGCCGUCUGUCGCGAAGUUCUUGAGGCGCUUGAAUUCCUUCAUGCCAGGAGCGUAAUCCACCGUGAUAUCAAGUCUGAUAAUAUUCUGCUGGGAAUGGACGGCUCAGUCAAACUCACCGACUUUGGCUUUUGUGCUGAACUAAAAGGCGAAAAACGGACGACCAUGGUGGGUACGCCGUAUUGGAUGGCUCCCGAAGUCGUCAAGCGAAAGACUUACGGGCCCAAAGUCGAUGUUUGGUCGUUAGGAAUAAUGGCCAUCGAGAUGGUGGAAGGUGAGCCGCCCUACUUAAACGAGAAACCCCUCAGAGCUCUUUUUCUUAUCGCGUCUAAUGGAACGCCUGAAAUCGAAAACAAAGAUUCCCUCAGUGAAGAUUUCCAAGAUUUUCUCUCCUGUUGUUUAGAAGUGGACAUCGAAAAACGAUGGAGCGCUACUCAACUGCUGAAACACCGCUUCCUAAAGCAUUCAAAACCGUUAAGUUCAUUGACUCCCCUCAUUCUCGCCGCCAGAGAAGUGCUGGAAGGAAAUCGCCUUUGA
Molecule: messenger RNA, 1302 nt
Organism: Oikopleura dioica
Lineage: Eukaryota; Metazoa; Chordata; Appendicularia; Copelata; Oikopleuridae
Source: the annotation of a GenBank genome assembly